Messenger RNA from Cervus elaphus (red deer), 2802 nucleotides. It is a transcript of the gene SLC29A4, whose product is annotated as solute carrier family 29 member 4. Gene Ontology annotation, molecular function: monoamine transmembrane transporter activity; nucleoside transmembrane transporter activity. Gene Ontology annotation, biological process: nucleoside transmembrane transport. The record is from RefSeq and is a predicted model, not a curated record. NCBI's taxonomy places the organism in Eukaryota, Metazoa, Chordata, Mammalia, Artiodactyla, Cervidae. Gene Ontology annotation, cellular component: plasma membrane.
GCGGGGGGCGGGCCGGGGCGGAGCGCGGGGUCCCCCGCUGUGCUCGCCGCGGCUGCUGCGCCCCCCGGACGCGCUCGCCGACCCGGGGGCCGGCGGACCGGGACCCGCGGAGGACGCCGGCCGCGCCGGGCCCGAGGCGGGGUGCCGGGAGAGGGACGCAGUGGGCCGGGGCGCGGGCGCCCAGGGGUCCCGGCGCGGGGGCGUCGGGCGCGGGCGGGGCCGGACGUCCCGAGGACCCCCCCCACCCCCAGACCCGACCGGACCGAGCACAGCCGCCAUGGGCUCGGUGGGCAGCCAGCGCCCCCGGGAGGCCAGCGUGGCGAGCACGCCGCACGGGAGCGUGGUGAUGAGCUUCAGCUUUGACGGCGGCCACCUGGAGGAGGCGGUGGCCGGGGCCACGCAGGCCCAGGGCGGUAGGACCAGGGGCAUCCCGAUUUUCACGGACUCUGAGGAGCCGGUGCCUGAUGACCGCUACCACGCCAUCUACUUCGCGAUGCUGCUGGCCGGCGUGGGCUUCCUACUACCCUACAACAGCUUCAUCACCGACGUGGACUACCUGCACCACAAGUACCCAGGAACCUCGAUUGUGUUUGACAUGAGCCUCACCUACAUCCUGGUGGCGCUGGUGGCCGUGCUUCUGAACAACGCGCUGGUGGAGAGACUGAGCCUGCACACGAGGAUCACCGCGGGUUACCUCUUAGCCCUGGGCCCCCUCCUCUUUAUCAGCAUCUGCGACGUUUGGCUGCAGCUCUUCUCCAGGGACCAGGCUUACGCCAUCAACCUGGCCGCUGUGGGCACCGUGGCCUUCGGCUGCACAGUGCAGCAAUCCAGCUUCUACGGGUACACAGGGAUGCUGCCCAAGAGGUACACGCAGGGGGUGAUGACAGGAGAGAGCACGGCGGGAGUGAUGGUCUCUCUAAGCCGCAUCCUCACCAAGCUGCUGCUGCCCGACGAGAGGGCCGGCACGCUCAUCUUCUUCCUGGUCUCCGCGGGCCUGGAGCUGCUCUGCUUCCUGCUGCACCUGCUGGUGCGGGGCAGCCGCUUCGUGCUCUACCACACAGCGCGGCCCCGCCACUGCCGCCCGAGCCGCAGGGCCGGCUACCGGGUGCACCACGACGUGGCCGCCGAGGACGUGCACUUUGAGCACCAGGGCCCAGCGCUGGCCAACGGCGGGUCCCCGAAGGACAGCCCCGCCCACGAGGUGACGGGCGGGGGCGCCUACACACGCUUCGACGUGCCUCGGCCAAGGAUCAGGCGCAGCUGGCCCUCCUUCCGAGCCCUGCUCCUGCACCGCUACGUGGUGGCCCGCGUCAUCUGGGCGGACAUGCUCUCCAUCGCCGUGACCUACUUCAUCACGCUGUGCCUUGUUUCCGGGUCUCGACCAGGAGGUCUGAGAAACUCCCAGCCAGGCUUAGUUAGCGGGUCCAGCUGCCGCCGCUUCCUACAAGUUGACACAGUGCUGAGCACACUGCACGGCCUGUGUGUCGCCAUAAUGAGGGGUUUGGUCGGUUUUCAGGGACAAAAACUGGUAAGGACAGGGACACGGCCUGAGCCGGGGGCGUCCAGGGACAGGAGUGGGUCUGGAGAGACGAGGGCAGGGGCCGGGGCCCACACGUCCGUCUGCCCGCAGAUCCUGGCGGCGCUGCCCAUGGACUGGCGGGGCACCCACCUGCUGGCCUGCUCCUGCCUCCGCGUGGUCUUCAUCCCCCUCUUCAUCCUGUGCGUCUACCCCAGCGGCACACCUGCCCUCCGCCACCCAGCCUGGCCCUGCGUCCUCUCCCUCCUCAUGGGCAUCAGCAAUGGCUACUUCGGCAGCGUGCCCAUGAUCCUGGCGGCGGGCAAAGUGGGCCCCAAGCAGCGGGAGCUGGCAGGGAACACCAUGACCGUGUCCUACAUGACGGGGCUGACGCUGGGCUCGGCCGUGGCCUACUGCACCUACAGCCUCACGCGGAACGCCCACCGGAGCUGCCUGCGCCCCUCAGCCACCAACGCCUCCUUCCCCGCCGGCCUCUGAGCCCCGCCCAGGGAGGGCCGCCGGGCCCCCUCCCCACUCCUGCCUGCAGUGCCUGGGGGCGCGCGGAUAGUCCGCGCAGUUUCCCGCCUGCCCCCGCCCCCCGCCCAUGUCCAGCGGCCCACUCUGUGGGUCACUCACAGCCAUCACCCCCCUGCCUCAGGAGAGCAGACCACUAGCCCGCGUCCCCUGCUGGGUCCGCUCUGAGGGCCCCACGGCCCUGGCCCCACCGUCGGCGGCACCUCCUCCACUGGGGACCCCACUCCCACAGGCCUGCCCCCACACCCUGUCCUCAAACCCUGGGUCCCCAGCAAAUGCCUUUGCUACGAGGGAGCUGCAGCCUGGGUGCACCCACGCUGCGCUAGCACCCCCACGCACCCUGGUACCCACCUGACGCCACAGGCCUGGGGGUCUGUCUGCCCAGGGAGCCUGGUCGACCUCCCCGUUUUCUCCAGCCGCCUGUGAUACCGGAGGGCACAGUUUGAGGGCCACGAGCAGGGCCCACAGCCUGGCUGGAGUCACACCCCCGACCUAGGCCUUGAGCCCUGUCCAGGGAGGGACAGACGUGCCCAGGGGUCCCUGGCAAGUAGAAGAGGGUGGGGGGCGGUCCCUCCAGAGCUCCAGGCUGGCUCAGCACCCUGAGCUGGGGGGAUUCCUGGAGCAUCCUGCCAGCCGCGGGCUUCUCCAGGGGCAGGACAGGCGCCCUCCCACCCCCUCUGGUCCCGUCCACGCGUCUGUCCACUGACUGUACCGCACUGGCCAUUAAAGAUGAAGGCAGAGCCUCUGCCCCA